Messenger RNA from Adelges cooleyi (spruce gall adelgid), 705 nucleotides. RefSeq names its product ATPase inhibitor, mitochondrial. NCBI's taxonomy places the organism in Eukaryota, Metazoa, Arthropoda, Insecta, Hemiptera, Adelgidae. Gene Ontology annotation, biological process: negative regulation of ATP-dependent activity. The coding region runs from base 274 to 591 and encodes 105 amino acids. The record is from RefSeq and is a predicted model, not a curated record. The transcript has 3 exons. Gene Ontology annotation, cellular component: mitochondrion. Gene Ontology annotation, molecular function: ATPase inhibitor activity.
GUCUUAUGUUAUUGUUAGUUGAAACACUAAAAAACACUAAACAGGAAAACUGCUAUUGUUACUCAAUACCUACGUUCUACUCGAACUGGUAUUUUUCUAUUUAGUUGUCAGUAUUCUACAGUACUUAUGUUUAUUUUUGUCCAUUCGUCUAAACUGAAGUAACCAUUGGUUUGACGUUCAUUUGUUUGUUGUUUGUUACCCGACUUUGGCAAGAGCUCCUGAAAUAUAAUAUAAUUUAUAGUCUACAUAUUACGUCUUAAAGAAUUACUAAAGAUGAAUACAAUUAUUCGUUCAAAUUUGAAGUGUUUGUAUUCUUUAAAUGCAUUCACAAUGAGUUUUAAUCGAUGUGCAAGCGGACUCGGUGAUUUGGGAAGUGGUGCUGGCAAAGGAGGUGGUGGUGGAGGAUCAAUCAGAGAUGCAGGAGGUGUCAUGGGUAAACGUGAGGCUGGUCUUGAAGAAGAAUUUUUCUACAAAAAGCAAAAAGAUCAGUUGAACAAGUUGAAACAAGAAAUUGAUUUUCGUAAACAAGAGAUAGAAAGGCACAUAGAAGAAAUUAAUAAAGCUAAAGCAGAAUUAGAUAAACAAAAUUAAUUGUUUUAUUUACAAUAAUUAUUCAUGUGAUUUUUAUUUGAAGGAAUAAUAUUUUUGAGUUUGAUACACUAAAUAAUAAAAUACAUUAUACUAUUAUGUUUAAUAAUACAGAAA